AUGAAGAAAACUUCGGAAAGUGAUCGGAAGAUUGGUGAUACAAUGGAGAAGACGAAAGUAGUGAUAGUGGGAGGUACGGGCUACUUGGGUCAGCAUCUGCUUCAAGCUUUAGCUAGCAACAAUGGCGGAGACCGAUACGACGUCGCUUUCACUCACCACUCUUCUCCCGUUCCCCGCCUCUUGCUCGACGCAUUUCCUCAUUUCCCGGCGUUUCCUGUCGAUCUCAAAUCCGGUCUAGGUUUCCAUUCCAUUUCUCAGCACUUUGGUCAGCCUGAUGUAGUCGUGAACUGUGCUGCUCUGUCCGUUCCUCGAACUUGCGAGCAAGAUCCAGUUUCCGCCAUGUCGAUCAACGUGCCUCAUUCUCUUGUAAACUGGUUAUCAACUCUUGCGAGUAACAAAACCUUGUUGAUUCAUCUCUCUACUGAUCAAGUGUAUGAAGGUGUCAAGUCUUUCUACAAGGAAGAAGACGAGACUGUUGCGGUCAAUGUUUACGGGAAAUCAAAAGUUGCAGCAGAGCUUAUCAUCAAAGAUAAACAUCAAAACUUUGCGAUAUUAAGAAGUAGUAUCAUCUUUGGUCCUCAAACUGUUUCACCACUCCCCAAGAAUCUCCCAAUUCAGUGGAUGGAUAGCGUCUUACAGAAGGGAGACGCGGUAGAGUUCUUCCAUGAUGAGUAUCGUUGUCCCAUUUACGUUAAGGAUCUCUUGGCUGUCAUUAUGAAGUUGAUAAAUACAUGGGUCGCUUCAGAUGAUAAACAGAUGCGACUAGUUUUGAAUGCUGGAGGACCGGACAGACUAUCUCGUGUUCAGAUGGCUGAAGCGGUUGCAGAAGUCGGAGGACAUGACCUGUCAUUGAUCAAACAUGUGUCUGCAUCCUCGGUUGAUCGAGGAGUGGUGUCACCAGCAGAUAUAUCUAUGGACAUAACUAAACUGAUUCAGACUCUUGAGAUCUCUCCAACUUCUUUCAAAGAUGGUGUUAGAUUAACACUUCAGUCUCAAUCUCAGUCUCAUUCUCUCCCAUGA
This is a messenger RNA of Microthlaspi erraticum, 1020 nucleotides long. Lineage: Eukaryota; Viridiplantae; Streptophyta; Magnoliopsida; Brassicales; Brassicaceae. The record is from the annotation of a GenBank genome assembly.